Messenger RNA from Leptonychotes weddellii (Weddell seal), 1074 nucleotides. Lineage: Eukaryota; Metazoa; Chordata; Mammalia; Carnivora; Phocidae. The record is from RefSeq and is a predicted model, not a curated record.
GGCGUAAUGAAAUGGGCCUGAGUGUGCGCAGACUCAGAAAGUUUCGGCAAGCCUAAGAAUGGCGGGCACGGGCUUAGUUGCCGGAGAGGUUGUGGUAGAUGCGCUGCCGUAUUUUGACCAAGGUUACGAAGCGCCGGGUGUGCGGGAAGCGGCUGCGGCGCUGGUGGAGGAGGAAACCCGCAGAUACCGACCUACCAAGAACUACCUGAGCUACCUGACAGCCCCGGAUUAUUCUGCUUUUGAAACCGACAUAAUGAGAAAUGAAUUUGAAAGACUGGCUGCUCGACAACCAAUAGAAUUACUCAGUAUGAAACGAAAUCUAGUUCAUAUGAUUGAACAUGCACAGAAAGAGCUCCAGAAGUUAAGGAAACAUAUUCAAGAUUUAAACUGGCAGCGAAAAAACAUGCAACUCACAGCUGGAUCUAAAUUAAGGGAAAUGGAGUCAACUUGGGUAUCCCUGGUCAGUAAGAAUUACGAGAUUGAAAGGACUAUUGUGCAAUUAGAAAAUGAAAUCUUUCAAAUGAAGCAGCAGCAUGGAGAGGCAAACAAAGAAAACAUCCGGCAAGACUUCUAAAAAGACAGAUGACCUUGCUGGGGAGAAAGGAAGGCAAGUUGGGCUUUCACAGAAGAUCAGGCAUCUGAACUGUGAGGGAGAACAGCAUCUUAAGGAAAUCAUCAGUGGUUAAAUGUUUAUUUUAGAGUGUGGACUGUUAAAUUUGUACAUUUUAGCAAAAUAAAAACUUUCAGCUCGGUGAUUUUUGGGUUUUUUUUGCCAUUUAAAAAAACGAGUCUUUCAAAAUAAGUAUAAUAUUAGAAUAAUAUAUCAUAGAAUUAAUUUUGAACCACUGGAACAUAUUUUGUAUCCGAGAGAUCUUUAUUGAAAGUUUUUAACAUGUACAAGAAGUUGUAAACUUUUGGUUUGUAUGUUUCCUAAUAAAGGGGUAUUUCUAAACAAAUUUUUGAUGAUCAAACAAGACUUCCAAAAUACAAUGUCUCCAUUUCUAUCAUCCAUCAUCAUCAUCAUAGGUAACAGUUCCAUAAAGCUUGAUAUGUGCUGAGCCCUGUUCUAAGCAC